This is a messenger RNA of Meloidogyne enterolobii, 1073 nucleotides long. NCBI's taxonomy places the organism in Eukaryota, Metazoa, Nematoda, Chromadorea, Rhabditida, Meloidogynidae. The record is from the annotation of a GenBank genome assembly.
CACCUUUUUUCAUCCCAAAACCCAACCCGAGAAAUUUACUUAACUCGACCCGAGUUUUCCCCUCUUUCAACUGACCCGACUUGGAACCCUCCCGAGACACAAACUCCGAAAAAAACUUUUUUCGAUCAGAAACCCGAUCCUAAGAUAAUUUUGAAACCGCUACCCGAAACCCGACUUUUUUCUCAACGCGUAAAUCCCUAGACGAUGUUUUUUUUGAUUGUUCCAAGUGGGUAACUUUCAACUUUAAUCAAAUAAAAUAAUUUUUUACUUAAAAAGACAGAUUAAAUUAUUUUUAAAAUCAAAAAAUGUUAUUUUUCCUUUGUUCAUUUUACUCAUGCCAGUAAUUAAUGGGAAAUUGUGUUGGAGGUUUUAAACGAAGAACAAACCGAAUUGCCCCCUGGAAACGAAAUAAAGCUAUUGUUCUUUGUUUUCUUGGGGUUGAUGGUGCUGGAAAGACAACAAUAGUUAAAGCAUUACAAGGAGAGGAUUUCGGCACUGUCCACCAAACUGUUGGAUUUAGCAGAGCAGAAGUAAACAUCCUCAAAUACAAAGUAACAGUUUACGAUUUGGGUGGGUCCCAAAGAAUAAGAGAAAUUUGGACAACAUAUUUCGCUGAGGUCUACGGAAUUGUUUAUGUCGUCGAUUCUAGCGCUGCUAGCAGGAUAUCAGAAAAUAAACAAAUUGUGGAUGAAUUAAUUGAAGUAUCCGAAUUAAUGGGAAAGCCGAUACUUUUCCUUCUAAACAAAAAAGAUUUGCCAGAAGCAAUGGACGAAAUCCAAUUUUCUGAAAAAUUCAAACUCCACAGUAUGGCGAAAAGGAAUAAAACGGAUAUAAGGGUGGAAGGUGUUUGUGCUGUUAAAGGAACGGGAAAGGAAAUUGAUCAAGUUUUCCUUAAUUAUUUAAUUAAAAAAUUUUACUUAAAGGUAAUUGUUGAAGGAUUGGAAUGGUUAAUUGAUAAAAUUUUGGAUAAUUAUGAUAAUAUUUCUAAAGGUGUUGAAAUUGCACUUAAAAAACUUAAGGAAAGACAAGCUCAAGAAAGGCUAGAAAGGCAACACAGACUUGCUAUUGCGUAA